Cryptomeria japonica (Japanese cedar) is the source of this 2260-nucleotide messenger RNA. RefSeq names its product protein NRT1/ PTR FAMILY 3.1. Lineage: Eukaryota; Viridiplantae; Streptophyta; Pinopsida; Cupressales; Cupressaceae. The coding region runs from base 142 to 2130 and encodes 662 amino acids. The record is from RefSeq and is a predicted model, not a curated record. Gene Ontology annotation, cellular component: plasma membrane. The transcript has 5 exons. Gene Ontology annotation, biological process: transmembrane transport. Gene Ontology annotation, molecular function: transmembrane transporter activity.
CUUAUGUAAAGCGCUCCACUUGCUUGAUAUCAGACUGUAUACAUAUGGAAGGAAAGUACACCAAGAUUAUCACAACAUAAGAAUGGAGUUUUUAUUCUUACUAGAGCACUGAAAUCUUUUCAAGUCCACCAACUGGGCAAAAUGGCUUCAUCUCUUGGAGAAGGUGUGAAGAGUAACAAACGGUGGAGGGUGAUUCCCUUCAUGUGCUGCACGGCAGUUCAAACAGUAGUGCAGGAUAAUGAAAAUAGUGAGGAGAAAUCCUCUUUAGUAGAUGAUAAGAUUGAGAGCGGAGUGCGUUAUGGCCAUUCCAACAAGAAGCUGGGAGGAUGGAGAACAAUGCCUUUCAUUUUUGCAAACGAACUGUGUGAGAAGCUGGCAGUGGUGGGGUUCUCGGCCAAUAUGGUGUCGUAUUUGACAGAAGAGCUUCACUUACCGCUAGUAAAGGCUGCCAACACGCUAACUAAUUUUGGAGGUACGGCCAGCUUGACACCUCUCUUGGGAGCUUUCAUAGCCGACGCUUAUGCUGGCCGUUUCUGGACCAUUGCGGUUGCCUCCAUCAUCUAUCAAAUCGGAAUGAUAGUAUUAACCGUCUCUGCCGUGCUGCCGACGCUCCGACCUCCGUCAUGUGACGGGAAGGCGGGGACGAUGUGUAAGGAAGCGUCAUCCCAACAGCUGGCGAUUCUCUACAUGGCGCUUCUGUUAACUGCGAUUGGGUCGGGUGGAAUUCGGCCCUGUGUGGUGGCUUUUGGGGCCGACCAAUUUGAUGAGAAGGACCCAAAGCAGGAGAAAAAACUGUGGAACUUUUUCAACUGGUAUUACUUUUGCAUGGGCCUUUCUAUUCUCAUGGCGGUCACUGUGAUAGUUUAUAUUCAGGAGAAUGUGGGAUGGGGAUGGGGUCUUGGCAUUCCUGCAGCUGCUAUGGCCUUUUCCAUUGUUGCAUUCUUCAUGGGAAUGCCUCUCUACCGCUAUUACAAGCCCAUGGGCAGCCCGCUCACCCGGCUAUUGCAGGUCAUUGUCUCCGCCUUCCGGAAACGCCAUCUGAGCAAGCCCUCUGAUCCUUCCUUGCUUUACCAUGACAAAGAAAGGGACAUGGCCAUUUCCCCUGCUGGAUGCUUAACGCACACUAACCAGCUCACGUUCUUCGACAAGGCGGCAAUCCCGCAUGAUACAGACAGAACCGAGGGAGCCACAAGACCCAACCCAUGGAGGCUGUGCAGCGUGCACCAGGUAGAAGAACUCAAGUCCAUAAUCCGAAUGGGCCCAAUAUGGGCAGCGGGCAUACUCCUAAUAACAGCCUCAGCCCAACAGAACACAUUCUCCCUAAUGCAGGCAAGAACAAUGGACCGUCACUUGGGCUCCUCCUCAUUCCAAAUCCCACCAGGCUCCAUGAGCGUCUUCACAAUACUCUCACUCCUCCUCACAAUAACUCUCUACGACCGAAUCCUCAUGCCCAUUGCCCGCCGAUUCACGGGCAGGGGCCGGGGCAUCUCAUUCCUUCAACGCAUGGGCAUCGGCUUCUUCAUAUCCGUACUAGCCACCGCCGUAGCCGGUCUAAUCGAAGUGAAGCGCAAGUCUGCAGCGGCCCAUUUUGGGCUUCUCGACCGGCCAAAGGAGGUCAUUCCACUCAGCGUCUUCUGGCUGCUCCCCCAGUACAGCCUCCAUGGAAUUGCAGAAGCUUUCAUGUCAAUCGGUCACCUGGAGUUUUUCUACGACCAAUCGCCGGAAAGUAUGCGCAGCACCGCCACAGCACUUUUCUGGACCUCCAUUUCUGCCGGAAGUUAUUUCAGUACUUUUCUCGUCUCCACAGUCCAUAAACUCAGCUCACAAAACGGCCAUCAGAACUGGCUCCCUGCAAAUCUCAACAGAGGCCGCCUUGAGUAUUUUUACUGGCUUAUUACCUUACUUCAAGUGCUCAAUCUCUUCUAUUACUUUAUCUGUGCACGCUACUACACUUACAAGCCUGUCGCUGUUGCUGCUGCUGCGACUGGAACCUCUGACCUGCCUGUGCACAUGGAAGCUGCCAUAUCAGACAAUGAGAGUGCACCAGAAAAUGGAAGUGUCCAGAUGGCCACGUUGCUGCCCCAGUCUGACAGAAUCCAUUUUCUGGAACCCAACAGAUCGGUUCAGUAGCCAUUAUCAUCAUCAUCAUCAUCAUAAUUAUUAUUAUUAUUAUCAGCUUACAAAAGUUGCGUUGCCUAUGUAGUGUUACAUAACUAUGAUGUAUGCAAUUAGAAUAUAAAUCAUAUGAGCAAAUUAGUCA